AUGACAAUAAAUAAAUUAAUACAAUAUCAGAUUAUAAAUCAAUUGUUUAAAGGUAAUGGUGGUAGAAAGUACCAUACAUUGAGAGAAUACUCAGAAAGUGAAACAGUAGAUCAAAAUAACUUUGGUUUUUAUUAUUUCAAUCGAAUAAUCUUUGAUUUAGUGGCACCAUCCGUUAUAUUGAACUAUGCUUUGGUCAGUAGAGAAUGGUAUAAAUACAUAUCGGGAGUGUUAUUCAAUAGAUUCUAUCAGACAAUCAUAUUCGAUGAAGCAGAGGAGGAUACACUUGUCGAUCUGUCAAAGGAGUACUCAAUGUAUCGAUUCGAUAGUGUGACUAUACUCUACUUGGAUUUUAUUGGAGAAUGUGGUACUCCCGAUGACAAUUUCCAAGAACGAAUGGCAGAGCUCUUCAAUUGGGUCAACAAGUUCAGAUCACUCUCUAGACUGGUUCUCAACACUGGAUCUUUAAAACUUGUAGCUGAAAUAAUCAAACAAUAUCCAACAGUAAAGGUCGAAGUUAAUGUUGAAAUUGGAGAUGAUAUGAAUCUUGGUUUGAACAAUGAUCUCUUGAGAACGGAAUUUAACAAUCUGGAGUAUGUCUAUUUCGAUGCCUCUUCUGUGUUUGGGGUUCUCAGACAGCUCGAAGGUGAAGAUAAUAUGUCAUUCUUUGAGGUAAUCAGACAAUGGAGAGUCAAUGGUUUUCAAUUUGAUUAUGAAGACAAUGAAGAAGGCAACCUUUUGAAGAAUAGAUUUGAAGGAAUAUUCAAGAUUCAGUCACUAGAGAAUAUUGUCAUUAUCAAUGGAGCAAUCGAUACAUCGGAAUUGAUUUUCUUGGUCAAAGACAACACUCAUAUUCAAACUUUCAAAUCGUUCUUACCAUUUGGUUUAUAUGAUCACAAGGAACCACAGACCGUAGAGGAAGAAGAAGUUUUUCAAUUGUGUGAUUGUUUGGUAUCGAAUUCACUUGAUCCAAUUGAGAUGAAUAGAACAUGCUCCAAAAACAACAAGAUUGAACAUUGGUAUGAAUUCUGUGAUUCAUUGGCAACCAACAAGACUCUCAGAGUAUUAAAUCUUCAGAAUAUGUGUGAAGCCAAAAUAUUCUCAACUCAUCCACCUUCAAAAUCUGGAACUAUCAAUCAUGCCUCCCAAUCAUUCGGUUCAGCAUUGUCUAUCAACAACACACUCACAAGAUUAACAAUAUCAGGCCAAGUUAUUUCGAAUUCAUUCUAUGAUGUGCUCGCACAAUCAAAUAGAUCAAUCAGUCAUCUCUCGAUUAAAGGAUGUCCAUUGUCAGAUCAUUUAGGAUCAAUCACCAAAAUGAUUCAAAAGAAACCAUUGGUUAAAUUAUCAAUAGUCUAUAAUGAUGGUCUUGCAGAUAGAGAUAACGAUGAAUUCGGUCAGCAUUGGAGUGACUUUUGUUCAACUAUUUCAACCAACAAAACAAUUACAUCUUUGAAGAUAGUUGGUAUGAUAUCGAAUUCACUCAAGAUAACACUCAAAGGUCAAAAACCAAUGACAAUCAUACAAUCUCAAAGAUUUUGUUCAGCAAUUUCAGUCAACAAAUGGAUUCAAUCACUCUCUAUCUCGUGUAAUUUGAUUUCAGAUUGCAAAUUAUUUUAUCAGGUAUUAUCAAGCUCCGAUCGGAAUCAAUCGAUCAAACAUCUUCAUUUGAAAGAUUGUGAUUUGAGUCAUUUACAAGCAGUCUCAGAGAUGUUAUUGUUGAACAAAUCAAUAACAAGAAUGAAAAUUCACAGUUUUGUUGAUGAAAGACUAUUUUUACUCUAUUUCUAUGAUGAAGUGUUAUGUGAACACAAGAAACAAGAAUUUGGAGAAAGGGUGUCAAAAACAAACAAAUCAUUUGCCAAAUCAUUGGAAAUCCAUCAACUUGCCAAGUUGACAUUGGUUAGAGAUCAUUUCACUGAACAAUUUAUGAAAUCUCUUGAUAAAGACUCCAAAAUCAAAAACAUUAUUGAAAUGUGUUCACACUAA
Messenger RNA from Heterostelium album PN500, 1986 nucleotides. RefSeq lists its product as uncharacterized. The transcript is spliced from 2 exons. The record is from RefSeq and is a predicted model, not a curated record. Bases 1 to 1986 code for a protein of 661 amino acids. Lineage: Eukaryota; Evosea; Eumycetozoa; Acytosteliales; Acytosteliaceae.